Molecule: messenger RNA, 535 nt
Organism: Mycotypha africana
Lineage: Eukaryota; Fungi; Mucoromycota; Mucoromycetes; Mucorales; Mycotyphaceae
Exons: 3
Source: RefSeq, a predicted model, not a curated record
GAGGAGGAAGAGUGCUCUCAUCACUCAUUGAGCGAUCUGUUCAGGCAAUUAAGUUGUGUAUCUACUCGAGUGAUGACUACAGAAGAAUUAUUUCAAGAUAAGCCCAGAUCGCAAGUUGCUUCUACCUUCUAUCAUCUUCUUGGACUAGCCUCAAAAAGCAGAAUUCGGGUUUAUCAACGAGAACCUUAUGGAAGCAUUGACGUUACUGUGAUGCCACUGAUGUUUACUGACUAAGAAUAGAAAAAUCGACUAAAAGACAGUUUCCUUUUACUGAAAAAGUAUCACCCAGGAAAAUCUCAAAGUCGGACAAGAAAAGUGACAUUGCUCCACAAUUUUUUAUUGUUCUAAUAGAGAAUUCAUCAAAAUGUGCAUUUGUAAAAUAUGCUAGAAAAAAAAUAAUAAAAAAAAAAAUAGGAUGCAGAAAUUGUAAACGAGAAUUUUACCAUAAUUGUGCAAAAUAACAUAAAAAAGGUGCAUAUUGGGUAGAAAAAAUGAAUCAAUUGCAAAAGACGGUUUUUUUUCAGAUAAAAAAAAA